AAAACCAGCUCCUCAGCCUGCGCCAGAGCAUCCCUCCUAUCCUGAGAGGAGGGAGAGGGAGCGCGAGAUACACGCAGUGAUACAGAAACACAACAGGGGAUGCACCGGCUGCAAGUGAGUCGUUCGGGAUUGUUCCCUUUUUCUUCUCUCGGUUGGGGAUGAAAACACUGACUAACAAGCGCUGCCCACUGACUUUGCCACGCACACAAUCGUCGGAACUUCGCUUUUGGACACUUUUGUCGUUUUGUGCGCUUGCAAACGUUACCCUGUGCGUGUUUUGAGGUUCACAGAUCAAUACUCAUCGAAUUAAGUAUUGUUAUCAUUUAAGUUACUGCAGCUUAAGUUGUCGGGGUUUUGCGCACAAAGACUGGCGGUGUACAUCUCUCGUCUGCCCGUGCUCACACGGAGGUGUCCGGUAUGCGUGCCUAAAGAGAGAGAGAGAGAGAGAGAGAGAGAGAGAGAGAGAGAGAGAGAGAGAGAGAGAGAAAGAAAAAAAAGAACGAACUCCCGUGGAUGCGACCGUGACCUCCUGAAUCUGGAUACUGGGGGGUGGGGGGGAUUUCACUAUCCUCCUUUAUGAUACAAACCUUACCUUUUCAGCGAGGAGAUCUGUUUAGGAGUCUGUGCAACGUUUCACUUCUGAGCGCACUUGUCUGACUCAACGAUGAGCUCCCGUGGGAAAUACUGCGUGUUUUUGUUCUUGCUUAAAAGUAUCCUGUCGGACCCGGGAACCUCAAAUCAAGUGGUUCUGUUGGACACCACAACGGUACUGGGAGAACUGGACUGGAAGACUUAUCCUGUCAAUGGGUGGGAUGCUAUCACAGAGAUGGAUGAACAGAACAGACCUAUACACACCUUCCAGGUUUGCCAUGUAAUGGAGCCAAACCAGAACAACUGGCUGCGGUCUGGGUGGAUCCAGCGACAAGCUGCACAGAGGGUAUAUGUGGAGCUGCGUUUUACACUGAGAGACUGCAACUCCAUCCCUUGGGUUUCUGGUACUUGUAAGGAAACCUUCAAUCUCUUUUACCUGCAGACAGACGGGCCGCUCCCCGACAGCACACGCUUCCGGCCUACUGACUAUGCUAAGGUGGACACCAUAGCAGCGGAUGAAAGCUUUACACAGACUGAUCUUGGAGAUCGUGUCCUUCGACUUAACACCGAGGUCAGGGAAGUGGGCCCCAUCACACAGAAGGGAUUCUACCUGGCCUUCCAAGAUGUGGGAGCUUGUAUUGCUCUUGUGUCUGUAAAGGUCUUCUACAAACGGUGCCCCUCAACUUUAAGAAACUUGGCCGCGUUUCCUGAAACAGUGCCACAAAUGGACUCAUCCUCUUUGGUGGAAGUGAGAGGUUCGUGUGUGGAGAACGCAGAAGAGAGGGACACGCCCAAAUUGUACUGUGGUGCUGAUGGAGACUGGCUGGUACCACUGGGCCGCUGUGUCUGUAGUAUUGGCCACGAGGAAAUGGACGGCUACUGCCAAGCUUGCAAGCCUGGCUUCUUCAAGGCGUAUGCUGGAAACACUAAAUGCUCCAAGUGUCCUCUACACAGCUCUAGCCAUGACCAGGCGGCCACCAUCUGUCACUGUGAUAAAGGCUUCUACAGGGCUCUCAAAGACCCCACUACUAUGGCUUGUACAAGGCCUCCAUCAGCUCCCAGGAACCUGGUCUCACUCAUCAAUGACACAGCUCUCUUCUUGCAGUGGAUGCCUCCCAGUGAUACAGGAGGCAGAAAGGACAUCACUUACAACAUACUGUGCCAGCGCUGUGGUGGGAGUGACAGCAGCGGUGCUGUGACACAGUGUGAGCCGUGCGAGCCUGACCUGCACUUUAUCCCACGGCCACUCGGCAUUACUGGCACCUCUGUAGCAAUACUGGACUUUGCAAUGCUCGCUAACUACACCUUCCACGUUGAGGCUGUGAACGGGGUCUCUGGGCUGGGUAUGACUGCACGCUCGCUGGCAAAUGUGACCGUCACGACACACCAAGCUGGUCCUGCUCUGGUGGGUGUAGUCAGGAAGGACUGGGCCUCUCAAAACAGCAUCGCCCUCUCCUGGUCAGAAGUGGAAAAGCCACCCUCAGACAUAGUGGAUUAUGAAGUGAAAUAUUAUGAGAAGGAGCAAGAGCAGCUGAGCUACUCAUCAACACGGACCAAAGCCCCCAGUGUUGUGGUGACGGGCCUCAGACCCUCGACUGUUUAUGUUUUCCAUGUGCGCGCUCGCACUGCUGCUGGCUACACAGCAUACAGCCCCAACUUUGAGUUUACAACAGCAGCUGAGGAUCCUGAUAUUGCUGAUCAGGGUCAAGUUCUGGUGGUUGUCACAGCAUCUGUAGGAGGUUUUUCCCUUUUGGUCAUCCUUACCCUCUUCCUUUUAAUCACUGGACGGUGUCAGGGAUACAUCAAAGCUCGGAUGAAAUCUGAGGAGAAGAGGAGGACACGCUUUCACAGUGGACAUGUCCCAUUUUCUGGAAUAAAGACCUAUGUGGAUCCAGAUACAUAUGAAGACCCCACUCAGGCUGUGGAGGAAUUUGCCAAAGAGAUAAACCCCUCUUACAUAUGCAUCGAGAGGGUGAUAGGCGCAGGUGAAUUUGGAGAAGUCUGCAGUGGCCGUUUGCGUGUACCAGGCAGGAUGGACAUCUCUGUGGCAAUAAAGACCCUUAAGGGUGGUUAUAUGGACCAACAGAGACGAGACUUUUUGCGUGAGGCCUCGAUCAUGGGGCAGUUUAACAACCCCAACAUCAUCAGGCUGGAGGGAGUGGUCACUAAGAGCAGACCAAUAAUGAUUGUGGUGGAGUACAUGGAAAAUGGAGCACUGGACUCUUUCCUCCGGGCACGUGAUGGUCAGUUCACAGUGCUCCAGCUGGUUGGCAUGCUGCGGGGCAUCGCAGUUGGUAUGACCUAUCUUUCAGAAAUGGGUUAUGUUCACCGAGACCUAGCUGCUCGCAACAUCUUGGUUGAUGAAAGCUUGGUGUGUAAGGUCUCCGAUUUUGGCAUGUCCAGAGUUCUUGAAGAUGACACCGAAGCAGCCUACACAGCUACAGGAGGAAAGAUACCAAUACGCUGGACAGCACCAGAGGCAAUUGCUUAUGGAAAGUUUUCCUCAGCUAGUGAUGUAUGGAGCUAUGGCAUUGUCAUGUGGGAAGUGAUGUCAUAUGGAGAGAGGCCCUACUGGGAGAUGUCCAAUCAAGACGUCAUUUUAUCUAUUGAAGAAGGCUAUCGUCUACCAGCACCAAUGGGCUGUCCUGUGACGCUGCAUCAGCUCAUGCUACACUGCUGGCAAAAGGAAUACAGCCAGCGCCCACACUUCAGUGAUGUGCUGUCGUUCCUCGACAAACUCAUAAUUAAUCCCAGUGGGCUGCUGAAUCUAGCCAAUGAUGUUCAGAGUUUCGCUGACUCCCCAGACGACAUGCCAGAUUACCCUCUUUUCAUCUCUAUCGGCGACUGGCUCGACUCCAUCAAAAUGAGCCAGUAUAAGAACAACUUUCUUGCAGCAGGAUACACGACGCUGGAUUCUAUUUCAAUCAUGAGCAUAGAUGACAUCAGACGUAUUGGAGUCUGUUUGAUUGGCCAUCAGAGGAGAAUCAUAAGCAGCAUACAGUCCCUUCGCCUGCAGCUUCACCACAUUCAGCAGAGUGGCUUUCAAGUGUGAGCCCAUUGCACAGAGUCAGACUGUGUGUACAAACUGAGCUGGAAACAAGUUCCUUGGCAUCGUCAUUCAACUAAUUGCACAAAACACCAGACUCUUAGGUGUAGCAGGUACCACAUGCUGCUCGUAUGAGAGCGGUCUGCUGCUAGACCACAUGUGGUCUAGUUAGCACACACAUCAUCAUCUGGAUCAUUAUCAAUACAGCCUCCACAACAACCAACCUCUGGCGUUGGCCAAAUGCGGUCUCUUUAUUAUCUCAGCAAAUACUAGCAUUCACUUGAAUUUAGGACUUAUUUUCUCUAGUGUCUAUUCAAGUGUUCACCAAUACCUCUUCUCUUUCCAAGUGACAAUCCAAUGGUUUGUAUUGACUUUGAAUGGUCUAAAGUUUCUUACCUCAUGACCAGAGAAGAUGAGGACAGGAGAAAUCAUUUGGUGAUGUGUGGUACAGUGUGUGACUUUAAUAACUACCUUUCCAGCUGGUUUAUGAAACACUUCACUUAAAAGAAUAAAGAUUGACCGGAUGGUAAAAUACAAUCAUGUUUUUUGAACUGAAGACCGCUGAAUGUCAAAAGAUUUUAUAGAAAUGUAUGUUCUCUCUUCAUGAUGAUGCAGUAUGUCUUGUACAAAAAGUCUUGUGAAAAUUGUAUGUUUUAUCCAGUAUGUUGGUUCCUGAAUAAACAACCCUAUUUUAAUACUUAGUUUUCUCUCAGACUUUAACCACCCCUGGCCUCAAUCGCUACAUACGCCACACAUUUCAUUAGGUACACUUUGCCAGUACAGGAUUACACCUUAAGUCAACAAGGUGUUGGAAACAUUUUGAUAUAUGGAAUAGAAGUUUUCUGAAUAGCUGAUGCAAAACAGGAUGCUAUUUACAUCAAUUUGGACUCUAUCAUGUUGCAACAGAAAUCAAGACUAAUCAAUCCAGGUAACAUCUAUAAAAACUUUCUGCUUUUGGUGAACUGUAGCCUCCGUUUUCUGCUCUCAGCUGACAGGAGUAACAAAAGGUAUGGUCUUGUGCUGCUGUAGCCCAUCUGUUUCAAAGUUUUGAUGUUUUGUGUGUUCAGAAAUGCUCAUCUACAUACCUUGGUUGCAAUGAUUGGUUAUCUGAGUUACUAUUGCCUUCCCAGCUGGUCAAAACAGUGUGCCCAUUCUCUUCUGGCAUCAAGAAGGCAUUUCAGCCCGAAGAACUGGCUGGAUCACUGGGUGUUUUCCGUAUUAUUGACGGUUCUUUGUAAACUCUAGAGAUGACUGGGCAGGAAAAUCAACAGUUUCUGAAAUACACAGGCCAGCAUGUCUGGCACCAAAAACCAUGCCAAAUCAUGCUUCACUUAAAUCAUCUUUUUUCCUGAUGCUCAGUGUGAACCUCAGCAGGUCUUAUUCACCUGUACUGAGUUCCUGCUCUGUGAUUAGCUGAGAAGAUAUUUGCCUUAACAAGCAGGUGAA
Haplochromis burtoni (Burton's mouthbrooder) is the source of this 5083-nucleotide messenger RNA. RefSeq names its product ephrin type-A receptor 6. The record is from RefSeq and is a predicted model, not a curated record. Gene Ontology annotation, molecular function: protein binding; transmembrane-ephrin receptor activity; ATP binding. Gene Ontology annotation, biological process: protein phosphorylation; axon guidance; cell surface receptor protein tyrosine kinase signaling pathway. Bases 665 to 3643 code for a protein of 992 amino acids. NCBI's taxonomy places the organism in Eukaryota, Metazoa, Chordata, Actinopteri, Cichliformes, Cichlidae. Gene Ontology annotation, cellular component: neuron projection; plasma membrane. The transcript has 20 exons.